Molecule: messenger RNA, 4025 nt
Organism: Entelurus aequoreus (snake pipefish)
Lineage: Eukaryota; Metazoa; Chordata; Actinopteri; Syngnathiformes; Syngnathidae
Gene: scaf11
Product: SR-related CTD-associated factor 11
Exons: 15
Coding region: 241-3765 (1174 amino acids)
Biological process (GO): spliceosomal complex assembly
Molecular function (GO): RNA binding
Source: RefSeq, a predicted model, not a curated record
AUACUCGGCGUGUCCAGCAGGGGGAGCCACUCGCCAGAACUCUCCGCCACACUACCGAGACAUGUGGCCGACAAUCCUUGAAAUCUGUGCUCGCUUUUUAGCCACAAACAACUUUAGCUCGGCGAUUUGUUAGCACUUCCUGGGACGAAAAGUUUUUGAAGCCGAAACACCGAUCGGCGCGUGAGAGCCGAGCACGGCAGCACUUUGGACUGUGGUGAUCAGGACAGCCCGGGGCUGGACAUGACGGGAGCUGAAAGCGGCGGCCAAGGGUCGCCCUCCGAUGGGAGCGACAGCGAGGAGGCCGAGCGAUGUCCGAUCUGCCUGGGUGUCCUGGCCCGAGGAGAGCUGGCCAUGCCCGACAGCUGCUGCCAUGUCUUCUGCCUGGGAUGUCUGCUGACUUGGGCGGAGUUGCAGAUGGUCCCCUCUUGUCCCGUGGACAGAAGACCCUUCAGGAAUGUUUACAGAUGGGAUGGAGGUCUGCGCUGCGUGCAGGUUCCUGUGAGGAGACGAGUAGCCGAAGCCGAGAGUGGUCCUAACACCCAACAUGAAGCCUGUCUCAAAAACCACCUUAGGGAAAGGUCGAGGCGACAACAGGCAAAGACCACUGCCCAUUCCAAAACAAAAGGACUUGUGAGGAAAUGCAACGAUGACCCAUCGUCAGUGAGCCGGAAAAAGGUGAGAGGAACAGAGUGCUGUGCGUGGCCUUCAUCUCCGUUUAUCUCGUUAACCACGUCAACGCCGGAGAUUGCAGAGCCCCUGUUGGUGACAGAGGACAUACUGUAUGAAAGCAAACAUCAGGUACAAGACUGCCCUUGGUUCUCUCCUGCUGCUCCCAUAACUGCGACUGGAACCUCAAGUUUCCUUCCCACUAAUAGUAACCACAGUACGUUUACAUUUGGCCUGUGUUCAUCUCCCGUUACCUCCACGUCAUCGUCUGGGCCCGCUCAUUUUGUUUUUCAGGGUGUGGUCUGCGCCAUUACUUGUCCUAAAGGAGGAGAGAAGCGAGGUGGACGGGCCUCAAACUCCAAAGCUCCCACCAAAAAAGCCGAGUCGCUGCCGUCCAGACGAUCGGGGCGCAACAGUAAACCCCAGGCAGAACCGCCUGCGUCCGACCCGCCGUCCCCACCAAAGUCCAAUGUUUCCGACUCGGACUCAUCCGUCAGCCAGCCCUCCGAGCCGGGCCGGACUUCUCAGGUGCCUGCCAAAAGGAAGGGCAAGCAGGUAACGAACCGAAAGGCCGGCGGGAAGCGGAAAAACACGAGGAAAAAGCAAUCGUCCCAGAUUGUCGAAUGCCCAACUGCGAGUGAGGAUGAGGAGGCCGACGGGGUUGUCGACAGCGCCGACAAGGAAGGAGAACAAGAUGAAGUGAAGGCUGAAAUGACCAACUCCAAGCAGACUUCUGAUGCAGAUGCAAGUCUUAACGCAGAUCAGGAUGGUGUGGAUUCACCUGACGGUGAUGCGGAACCUUUAAGCAGUGACGUGGAGGUGGAGCAGGGCGUGACUGAGACCUGUGACAAAGACUCAGACGAUAAAGAGGCAGAUGAUUGUGACAGCCCCCCAUCUUGUUCCUCAAACUCCCCUCCAAAAAGCCCCGAGUCAUGCUCAGAUGGCAAACCGAGCACGCAAGAAGAUGAACCUCCUGCCAUUUCAAUUUCAACCGAAGAAGAAGAUGGGAAGAUCUCCACAUCGCCCCCUGAACCAGAGAACAUGCUGGAGAACCUGGCGUCUCCUGACAGCAUCAAGACGACUGAACAGGACGGUGAAAUGGAGGUUUGUGCAGGCUCCGAUGAAAGCAGCGAUGAAGAACAUUUGAAGGAUCCGCAGGCAGAAGCGUGUGAAAGCCCCAAGGCUGUCGAACACACCGAGGAAAAGGUCAUCACUCAAGAAACAAAAGAAUCUGAGGAAUCUGAUUCACAAACACUUGAAACCGCAGUGGAGCAGAAGUCAACUGAAGUGGACAUUUCAGCAGAAGCCAUCCAGGAUGACGAUGUCUCCAAAGAUGAUAAUAAUGUCAUUCCUAUGGACUGUAGCUCACCCUUGAGCGAGCAUGGUAGCACGUCUGGUGCCACUUUGGAGGUAUCAGAUGAGAGGAUUGUAUCAGCUGCUGCUGAAACUCCUUCCUCUGUCAAGGAAGACCCUUCCAAGGACCAAGAGGAGAGAGACCGUAGCCAUGAAAGGAAAAAUGGCCGACAGAGGCGCUCUCGCUUCCACUCCGCAACCUCCUCCUGGUCCCCUAAGCGGGACUCCAGGCGAGAUGCAUCGAGGCGCUCCCGUUCCAGAGAACGUGCUAGCAGCCCGCCCUCCAGCCGCUCCUCCCGUCCUCGCAGCAGAGAAAGAGAGCGAGACAGAGAGAGUGACUACUCCAGGAGGGAUCGUAGUAAAGAGAGGAAUAGGAGGCGAUCCAGGAGUCACUCCAGAUCCAGGUCACGGUCUCCCUCCAGAACAAGAUCUUACAGGCGCGAGUCCAGCCCUGAACGCCCGCCCUCCAAAGAUCCGUCUCCCCAGAGGAAAGACCGACAGGGUGGCUGGCGGUCAGGUCAAGGAAUUGGAAACGGCAGCGAGGGACGGAGGUAUCAGGGAGGCGCCGGCCGCUUUGAAAACGGCCUGCCCUCCGAAGCUUCACCAGAACGCCGGGGCUGGUCGGAAAAUCCGGACUGGGUGACAGAAAAGACUCGCAGCGAUGCCGAGAGCAGGAACCGGGACCUUGGUGGUGGAUUCCGCUGGGAAGAUCGAGGGAACGGUGGGGAGUCGAGGGGCCGUGGAGGCUAUGAUCGCGGCAGGGGAACAGGAAGGCAGCCCCGAAACAACUCAGGUACAGGCAACCAUUCAGGGAACGACGCCUACAGCCGCUUCAACGAGAAUCGCGGCGGCGGCCGUUGGAAACAGGACUCAGACACUGGCGACGGCAUGCUGGACCGUUCAGGCUGGUCAUCAGCGUCCAGCUGGGCGGUCCGGAGGACACUUCCUGCAGAUGUUCGGGAUUAUUACUCCAAGAGGGAGCGUGGGGGAACCGGAGGUUGGAACAGAACCGAGGAGGAGCAACCGGCAGCAGAUGCUCCUAAAAGUGACCCCACCCUUCAGGCCGUACCAGGCAACGCUGCGGCGCCCGUGCUGACCGCAAUGCCGCCACCGCUGCCUCCUCAGCUCAACGUCCUCCAACAUCACUUCCCACCUCCGGGACAUCGUGGUCCUCUGCCGGUCAGCUUGCAGCCGGCGGCGCCAUACGCCAUGCCCCCUCCGGUCCCUGUGCACCUCCACCCGGCCGCGCCGCUGCUGCAGGUGCCCGGCGUUGGAGCUCAGGGCCUCCCGCCGCCGCCUCCACCGCCCCCGCCGAUGCAGCAAGGAGGCCAGGCGGCUGCAGCUCCUCCUGACAUCCACACACAGAUGGGGAGUACUUACGGAAAACCAGGCCUGCUUCCUGCUCCAAACAGAGUAGCUGUUGCCGUGGCAACCCAAGGGCAGCAAGCAGUCAGUCACGUGCAGCCAUCAUCUACAACGCAGCCAGGCCAGCACAGCAAGGCCCAGGCUGACAGCUCCAAAAAAGAAAAGAAACAACAGAUCCAAGAGAAAGCAGUCAAUGAAGUGAGGAUAGCCAUCAAACCUUAUUACCAAAACCAGGAAAUCACCAAGGACGAGUACAAGGAGAUUGUCCGCAAAGCAGUAGAGAAGGUGUGCCACAGCAAGAGUGGGGAGGUGAACUCAAGUAAGGUGGCCAACCUGGUGAAGGCCUACGUAGACAAAUACAAACACGCGCGCAAAAAGUGAAGUGUCGCAUUAACGCGGCGCCCAAGUGCAAUUUCCUCUCGCUGGAAAUCAGCCUCCAAACUCAACUCUGACGGAGAGCCGUGAUUUCUUUUUUUUGAUAUCGCUACCUUUUAUUGAACUACAGUAUAUAGAUUGUUUUCUAUAGAUUUCCAUAUUUUGUUAGAGGAAAAAAAAAAAAAAAAAAGACCCAAUCAAAAAUUGUAAUGCAAGAGCCCUUUAUUUUGACCUGCAGGACUACUGUAAGGAGAGCGGGGGCCGGG